AUGGCAAGAUUGAAAGGUGAGUUAAAAAAGGAACUCAGGAUUAUCCAUGAUAAAAAUCUCAGCCGCAGACCUUGUAGAUCUGGCAGGCGAGUACGCCUUUGUCCUCCGGCUCAACACGGGCUUCACAGACCUUUGGUCCCAUCUUCCCAAGGGCUCAACCUGUCCCUUGAGGCUGCCUGGUCUUCCGCUCCCCCGUAUAUGGGGAGCAGGAGCGGCCUCACUGGUCAAGCCCCACGUUUGGGCGCCAGCUGUCGGCGGCCGGACGGGAUUGAACCAAAGAGGACAUCCCAAGGAGUGGUUGUGCUUUGUCAGAUCUUUAUUGCGUUGUCAGCAUUAGUACAAGGAAAACAAAUACUGUCGUCAGCAUUGGCUGCCGGGUCCUCGGCGAAAGCGGCCAAGGUCGGGGCAGGAAACGGGGGCAGCGAAGGGAGUCCUCCUCCCCCUCCCCCUCCGGCUCCUCCGGGGUCCUCAGGGUCAGGGGAUUCGGAGCCCGCCCAUUCCUCCAGCCCCGCGGCGGCCCCGGGCUCCCUGGCCCCGUCGCUCGAGCUUCCCACUUACAAGCUACAGGACUUCGAUACGCUGGCUACCGUGGGCACAGGUAUCUUUGGACAAGUCCACCUAGUGAAAGAAAGAACAGCCAAACGUUAUUUUGCAUUGAAAGUAAUGAGCAUUCCAGAUGUCAUUCGGCUAAAGCAAGAGCAGCAUGUGCACAAUGAAAAGCCAGUCCUGAAAGAGCCAUUUCUCACCAGAUUGUACUGGACCUAUCAUGAUGAAAGAUUUUUAUACAUGUUAAUGGAAUAUGUUCCUGGAGGAGAACUUUUCAGCUACUUGAGAAACACGGGACGAUUCAAUAACAGCACAGGACUAUUUUACGCUGCAGAGAUUAUCUGUGCAAUAGAAUAUCUGCACUCCAAAGACAUAGUUUUCAGAGAUCUAAAACCUGAAAAUAUAUUAUUAGAUAAAGAAGGCCCUAUCAAGCUCACUGAUUUUGGAUUUGCUAAAAAGCCAGUAGACAGAACAUGGACACUCUGCGGGACACCAGAAUAUCUUGCUCCAGAAGUCAUGCAAAGUAAAAGUCAUGGAAGAGCAGUAGACUGGUGGGCUCUGGGGAUUCUAAUAUUUGAGAUGCUGUCUGGGUUUCCUCCAUUAUUUGAUGACAACCCAUUUGGCAUCUAUCAAAAAAUUCUUGCAGGCAAAAUAGAUUUCCUCAGGCAUUUGGAUCUCUAUGUAAAAGACCUCAUUAAGCAGCUUCUUGCUGUAGACAGGACAAGACGACUAGGCAACAUGAAGGAGGACAUUGACAAACUGCAGUGUGUACAGAAGAUGACCAGAAUGGUGAAGGGGACUGGAAACCACGCUAUACAGGGAUCAGUUGAAAGAAAGAAUGGAGCAGAUGAUGUGAAAAGGCACGGGUGGUUCAGGUCUGUGGACUGGGACGCUGUACCCCAGAGAAAACUGAAGCCUCCUAUAGUGCCGAAGGUAUCCAAUGAUGGUGACACAUCUAAUUUUGAAGCAUAUCCUGAAGAUGACUGGAACACACCACCUGUGCCUCCUAAAGACUUAGAAAUCUUUAAGAAUUUCUGAGUA
This is a messenger RNA of Trichosurus vulpecula (common brushtail), 1587 nucleotides long. Its product is annotated as cAMP-dependent protein kinase catalytic subunit PRKX-like. Gene Ontology annotation, molecular function: ATP binding; protein serine/threonine kinase activity. Gene Ontology annotation, biological process: protein phosphorylation. NCBI's taxonomy places the organism in Eukaryota, Metazoa, Chordata, Mammalia, Diprotodontia, Phalangeridae. The record is from RefSeq and is a predicted model, not a curated record.